Messenger RNA from Cryptotermes secundus, 3226 nucleotides. It is a transcript of the gene Rfk, whose product is annotated as riboflavin kinase. Gene Ontology annotation, cellular component: mitochondrion. Gene Ontology annotation, biological process: riboflavin biosynthetic process; FMN biosynthetic process. The transcript is spliced from 4 exons. Bases 149 to 685 code for a protein of 178 amino acids. The record is from RefSeq and is a predicted model, not a curated record. NCBI's taxonomy places the organism in Eukaryota, Metazoa, Arthropoda, Insecta, Blattodea, Kalotermitidae. Gene Ontology annotation, molecular function: riboflavin kinase activity.
CAGGCUGGCAUUGGUUUUGCGGAAUGCUGACGGAAGCGCAGUUGUACAGACUGAAUAUGUACGACUAGAUUUGCCGGAUUGCGCGAGGUGUUGAAAUUGUGACUAUUAGUUUGUAUUAUGUCAUCUUGAACAGUAAAAUUUGCUCUUAAUGUUAGGAAGAAACGUGGCAAUGAAAGGACUGCCUUAUUUUACAGUAGGAAAAGUGGUAAAAGGUUUUGGAAGAGGGUCUAAGGAUCUAGGAAUCCCAACAGCUAAUUUCCCAGAUGAAGUAGUGAAUGGACUGCCUGAAGAGAUCCACACUGGAGUGUAUUAUGGCUGGGCCAAACUGGAUAAUGGUCCAGUACACAAGAUGGUAAUGAGUAUUGGAUGGAAUCCGUACUUCAGAAAUGUUAAGAAGUCCAUGGAAACACACAUACUUAAUGACUUUGGGACUGACUUCUAUGGUUCCCAAUUAAAAGUCUGCCUGACUGGCUACAUACGUCCAGAAAUGGACUUCAGGACCUUGGCCAUUGACAUAGAAGUGGAUUUUAUCUUCACAGAUGAUCUCAUCUCAACGAUAAAGCAUGACAUUGAUACUGCAGACAGACAACUUGAAACAGCUGCAAUGAAGAUAUUCAAGGAUCACAGUUUCUUUCAGCCAGAAAGCAAAGAAGAUAAAAUAGUAAAUGGAGAUACAUCACAUUAACUAGACGCACUGAAUAGCAAGCAAUUUUUUAGAAAUUUCCUGGAGACAGUAUAGCGGACAACAGUUCAAGUUGUCACUUAGGUAACAGUUCAGUAACUUGUUCAAUUAUAAAGAGCACUGCAGUGUGUCACUCAGAGCAGGUCCCAAAUUAAUAAUUAUAAAUCAUAAACCACUGGAAAACAAAAUUUGGCAACACUGACCCAGUGCAUGCUUGCCUGAUUGGUGCCAUUUCAUUCAGGCUCUGAUUCCAAGUGUUGUGUAGCAGAAUGGUGUGUACACACACAGUGUCAUGUUUGUUUGUGCUUCCAAGUGGAGAGAAACCUAUUUUGAGAUCUUGUGUAACCCAGUUAUCUCUUCCUAUCAAGGGAUAUGCUUUCCGAGUUCAGUUUUCCUUAGUAUAUUACUGCAUGAUUUGCAAUUACUAAUUUGGGACCUCUUUCAAGUGUAUCACCCUGCAUCUUCUGCGAUGUAAUGCCAUGUGGUCUGGUGAAGUUGAGAGGUGAACUACUGGACUAUAAGGUAGUACGCCCCAGAAGAUAGUAAUCUUCACUGAUAUCCCUGUUAGAGCCUCAAGCUCGACCUGAGUGUUGCAGUCUGGCGCUAACUUGUUCCUAAUGCAGUGCAGCAUUGUUGGCAGAAAGACUGCACUCCCUGUGGGGAGCUUCAUCUGUCAUCCUGUCAUGAAUUCUCAUCUGUGCUGCUAGUAAACAUACUGUGGUACAGUUUUAAAACUUGCAUUGAGAUAGGAACCUGAACUGGUACACUUCUGAACAGUUCAGAAAAUUAGGAUCUCCUCCAAUUUAUGUUUGACUUUUAGAUUUACCCCAUUAAGCACAAACCUCAGGGUGCAGGAUGUGCUGAAAUGUUAUGAUUACUAGGCUGAUGAAGAAAUUCCCCUUUUAAUGGAAUCUAGAAAUUCACAGAAGCUGAACUUUGAACCAGAUGACUCCAAUCCCUACAUUCAUACCCUGUUUCUAUUAAGAUGAGUUUUAAUAUUGUGCCGCGCAAUAUCCACUUGACUGUGGGCUGAACAACCAGGGAAUUGGGGUUUGAUUCCCAGCAGUGGCAGAAAUUUUUCUCUUCAUGUCUGGACUGGCUCUGGGGCCCACCCAGUGUCCUACUGAAGGGGUAUGUUGGGUUCAUUCCUGGGUUUAGUGCCACCAGGGGGUGAAGCUGACUACUCAUCUCCAUAUUGUGAUGAGGAUAAGAAUGCAUGGAGCCAUACCUCUGUUCUUCCAUACAGUUUCAGGCGCGGUACUUAAGUACAAGGAUAACUUUAUCUUAUGUAUGUAGUUCCUAACUUGUUUAUUCUCACGUGUCCUUUUCGUGUCAGUAUUCAGAUGACAGUGGAAAGAUAUUGUAUAUUGAACUGGCAUGUCCUGCUGUUUUUGGCUUUUAUCCUUUUUUUCUGCUUAUCUCACUUCACUUCAUGUGUGAACACAGCAUGGUGCUGGGGAAACCAAAUUUGUUACAUAAGCUUCACAUUAACUGUGUGCGCCAGGGUUUGUUGUGUGACUUGUACCUUAAUGGUCUCCCUGUUGUGUUGAACCACUUUAGGUACUUGUUACAUUGUUUGAGUAAAAGAGAAAAUAAAGUUGUCCUUGUGCAUAUUUGUCACAGCAAGAUGUAUGGGGGAAUGUAGGUAUAGGUCAACGCAUUCUUAACCUUGGCACUAGAUGGAGGUGAAUGUUGGUUUUUGUGUCUGUCCCUGUGGAAGGAUCCCCUGAUACUGUGGGGAGACUGGGGGGCUGAAGAACCAGCCUGGACACUGUGGAGAAGAGAAAACUGCCUUCCCCCUGCUGGGAACUGAACACCCAUUCUGCGGCCCAUAGCCCAUCGCUAUACCAACUGAUCUAUCUUGUUUAUUUGUGUUGUUUAGUCAUGUCAGAACUUCAUUCUCACUCCUAUGAUUGAACAGAGCAGGGAGAGGAGUGGGGGUUUGUGUACUGAUGAUUUAGGCCAUGUAUGAAUGGAGAAUUUGGUGUGCAUUUCCUGGCAAAGAUGGAGAUUUUUCUCCUUGCAGAGUGCCGACUGGCACUGGUUCCCACCAGGCUUCCUAUUUAUGAUUACCAGGUGUCCUUUCCCUUGGAGUAAAGCAAGUAGGGCAUCACCAUCUAGUGCUCAGAUUCAGAAUGCAUGGAGAUAUACCUCCACUCUUCCAUAUCUGUCUCUUUCAAGUAGUCUGGUAGCCUCUUUCCUUCAGGUUUUUCAUACAAAAAUACUGUAUGCAUUUCUAUGGGCUCCCAUCCAUGCUGCAUGCUCAGUCCAUCUCUUCCUCCUUGAUUGGAUCAUCCCAAUACGCUGUCAGAGUGAUUCUAUGUACCAAGCAAGUUGACCAAGUGAAAGAGCUUCUUACUUAUGAGACACCAACUAGCCCCGACAGGUUAUCAUGGUCUUCCACAGUCCUUCCAGGCAGAUUCAUGCAUAAUAUAUCAGAUUAAGACAUGAACACUUCUACGUCCUCAUCUCAUUAUUCACUAAUGAUAUUGUCAUGUGAUAGAGUAUGACUGUAGAUGUGGUUUGGAUUGGUAGUUGGAUUUA